GUCCUUCGGGAGGUAAUGGCGGCUCGUUUCCUGUGUUAGAGUAUUGUCAUAUUUUCUAUGUUCUAGGGUGUGUUUUUCUGCUUUUUUAAGGCGUUCGCGAUGGGAAAAGCGGAUUUUCUGUCCCCCAAGGCGAUCAGCAACCGAAUAAAAGCCAAAGGUCUCCAGAAGUUGCGGUGGUACUGUCAGAUGUGUCAGAAACAGUGUCGAGACGAGAAUGGCUUUAAGUGUCACUGCAUGUCCGAGUCCCACCAGAGGCAGCUGCUGCUGGCCUCAGAGAACCCCAUCAAGUUCAUGGACUACUUCUCAGAUGAGUUCAAAAGUGACUUCUUGGAGCUGCUCAGAAGACGCUUUGGAACCAAGAGGGUCCACAACAACAUUGUCUACAAUGAAUAUAUCAGUCACAGAGAACAUGUCCACAUGAACUCCACUCAGUGGGAGACCCUCACCGACUUCACCAAGUGGCUUGGUAGAGAAGGUUUGUGUAAAGUAGACGAGACCCCUAAAGGUUGGUACAUCCAGUACAUCGACCGCGACCCCGAGACCAUCCGGCGCCAGGAGGAGGAGGCAAGGAAGAAGAAGCAGGAAAUGGAUGAUGUGGAGAGGAGCGCCAGGUUCAUUGCAGAGCAGGUCCGAAGAGGCCAGGACGGAAAGGAAACAGAGACUGAACCGGUUUACACAGAGCUCCAACGUGAGAGUGAAGAAGAAAAAGUUACUUUCAACCUGAGUGCUGCAGUGGCGAGUUCCUCCAAGUCCAGCUCGGUUCUGGGUGCCAGCGCUCUGAAAGCAUCAGCAGCAUCAUCCUCAGUCAAACGGAAAGAAACGCCCUCCAGUUCUGACUCUAGAAGGGAGAAGAAGAAGAAAUCAGCUCUGGAGGAGAUCAUUGAGAUGGAGGAGAAGAAGAAGAAGAAGCAGCUGUCCUCAACAGUCAGAACGGAUUACUGGCUGCAGCCAAGCAUCGUCGUUAAAGUCAUCACCAAGAAGCUGGGCGAGAAGUACCACAAGAAGAAGGCCGUCGUCAUGGAGGUGAGGGACAAAUAUGCAGCUGUGGUGAAAAUCAUCGACUCUGGAGACAAACUGAAACUGGACCAGAACCACCUGGAAACAGUCAUCCCCGCUCCAGGUAAACGAGUGCUGAUCCUGAACGGCCCGUACCGAGACACAGAGGCGCUGCUGGAGGGGAUCGAUGAGAAGAACUUCAGCGCCACGCUCACACUGGACUCCGGUCCACAGAAAGGGGACAGAGUGGACAUCGCCUAUGAAGACUUUUCCAAACUGGCCUGAGACAUAAAGCAUUUUUCCUCAGUCUUCUGCUGCGGGACUCUACUGUGUCAGAGUUUAUUCCCAGAUCUGGACAGAAACAAUCAGGGAGCCUUGGAAUAUUUGGUGGGAUUGUUUUUAAUUUGUUGACAUUUUUCAUGGUUGAAAAUGUACAUUUUGUUCACAUAAAUUUGGUUCUGUGGAAGAACGAUUAAAACAUGUAGAUACA
Girardinichthys multiradiatus is the source of this 1486-nucleotide messenger RNA. RefSeq names its product Kin17 DNA and RNA binding protein (gene kin). The record is from RefSeq and is a predicted model, not a curated record. Gene Ontology annotation, cellular component: nucleus. Gene Ontology annotation, biological process: DNA replication; DNA damage response. The coding region runs from base 100 to 1281 and encodes 393 amino acids. Lineage: Eukaryota; Metazoa; Chordata; Actinopteri; Cyprinodontiformes; Goodeidae. Gene Ontology annotation, molecular function: double-stranded DNA binding. The transcript is spliced from 12 exons.